Molecule: messenger RNA, 1101 nt
Organism: Staurois parvus
Lineage: Eukaryota; Metazoa; Chordata; Amphibia; Anura; Ranidae
Source: the annotation of a GenBank genome assembly
AUGCUAGAGUCUGAUAUUCCACAGUAUGAAAACAUAUGUCACUAUGAAGAAAUCCCGGAAUAUGAAAAUCUGCCAUUCACUGUAGUAUCCGAUAUAAAUGAAUGUGAUUCAACUAUUUAUGAGGUAGAAGAUCCGAUUGAAUCUGUUCAUUCUUCAGCAAGCCUGAAGGUAAACCACAGUGAAGCAUCUCAAGAAGAUCCUGAGGAUGAUAUGGGCAUGGUCCUCUCAGAUGAAGAAGAAAUACUCAAUAGUUCAGAUGAAGAUGAAUUUAGCUCAGACUCCAGCAAAGCAGAUCUUGAUAAUCUGGAAUGUAAAUCGGAAAAGAGACCAAGAAAGAAGACGAAAAUAUACUACAUUGCUAAAGAGAUCAUGAGCUCAGAGAAAGUGUUUGUAGACGUCCUUAAGCUGUUGCAUAUUGAUUUCCGCUAUGCUGUGGCUCAAACAUCCAAAAACCUCGGGAAACCAGUGAUUGAGGACAGGAUCCUGAAUCAAAUCCUGUACUACCUGCCACAGCUGUAUGAACUCAACCGUGACGUACUGCGGGAACUUCAGGAGAGGAUGUCUCAAUGGAAUGAGCACCAGAAGAUUGCUGAUAUUUUUGUCAAGAAGGGUCCUUACCUUAAGAUGUAUUCGACCUACAUUCGUGAAUUCGAUCGGAAUGUGGCAUUACUGGAUGAGCAGUGCAAGAAGAACUCUGCAUUUGCUGGAGUUGUUAAAGACUUUGAGAUUAGCCCUCGUUGUGCUAAUUUAGCUCUGAAGCACUAUUUACUCAAACCCGUUCAAAGGAUUCCUCAGUACAGAUUACUUCUAACAGAUUAUCUAAAGAAUCUUUCAGAAGAAUCAUCAGACUACAGUGACACACAAGCUGCCCUGAGUGUCGUAACUGAGGUUGCUAAUCACGCCAAUGACAUCUUGAAACAAGGGGACAACUUUCAAAAGCUGAUGCAGAUCCAGUAUAGUUUAAAUGGCCAUCAUGAGAUUGUGCAGCCUGGAAGGGUCUUUCUAAAAGAGGGGACUUUGAUGAAGCUUUCCCGGAAGGUUAUGCAGCCACGAAUGUUUUUUUUGUUCAAUGAUGCCUUGUUGUACACAACCCCGGUUCAG